GACAAAUAAUUUUCCGAUGUCCGCGAUCAUGUUUGCCGUCGCGAUCUCGCUGUCCCCGUCGCGUGUUCCCCUUUUUAUUUUUUUCACUUUUUUUCAAUAACAACAAGCGCCGACGAAGUCGAGUUAAUAAUUCCACCCAUGUACGCGUAUCAGCGUGACGACCCUCGGCCGCAGCUUUCGAUCGCUCAGCGGUGAAUCUCCACGGAUAUAUACGCGCACACGCCUCCGCUGGUGCAGUUGCCGUCGCACCGAACGGGAGACAGAUAUAUUUGUCGGACUUUCCCAUUGUUAUUUGACCGCCUGGCCUGACUGUGAUUUGAUCGCCGAGCGAAAUGGGAUCGUUGACGAGCAGGCAGAACGCUGGCGUCGAGGAGGUCGACAUCACUUCGAACCACGCGUACAAAUAUCCUCCGCGAUCUGGAUCCUACUUCGGCAGUCACUUUAUAAUGGGCGGCGAGCGAUUUGACACACCGCAGCCCGAGGCGUAUCUCUUCGGGGAGAAUGCAGAUCUCAAUUUCUUGGGCAGUCGGCCAACUCCCUUUCCGUAUCCACCGCCGCAAGCCAACGAUCCCACGAAGACGUUAAAGAGCUUAGUGAACAUACGCAAGGAGUCUCUGAGGCUGGUGCGCAACAUGGACCAAACUUCGACGUCCUCGCAUUACCACACUGUGGUCAAGCAUUACGGCGACAAUAUUGACAUUGACAAGAAGCCCAAUCGCUUCAACAUUGAAUUUGUGUUCGACUGCGACGUGAGAUGUGCGAUAACGAUUUAUUACUUUUGUACGGAGGAGGUCUCGACGAAGGGAGUCGCAUACAUACCACGGGAUCCGUCUAUGAACUCUGAAACAUAUCAUUACAAGAAAGGAGCGAAUCAAUUAUUCUCACAAACGUCGCAUAUAUUUGAUCCAACGUUGCACAUCGAAGAAGAUCUGAUGUACAACGCCGAUAAGGAGAUUAUCCCAAUAGCUAUACAUUGUGUAGCGGAGGAAGGAUCGGACGAUCUGAAACAAUCUCACACAACCAUAGCGGUGGUUGAAAAACAUUCCGACGGAACGUACGUGUUGAAAGCGCUUAAACAGAAGCUCUACGUGGACGGCCUCUGCUAUUUGGUACAGGAGAUAUAUGGAAUUGAGAAUAAAAAUACUGAAAACUCAAAGCAACAAGGUAGCGAUGAGGACACCGAGGACAACGGCUCCGAAUGCGUAAUUUGCAUGAGCGAGGUACGCGACACGCUAAUUUUGCCGUGCAGACACUUGUGCCUGUGCAACUCGUGCGCCGAUUCGUUGAGAUACCAGGCGAACAACUGUCCGAUAUGUCGCGCGCCGUUCAGGGCGCUUCUGCAAAUUAAAGCUCUCCAGAAGGCGACCGGCACAAUUAUAUCCAAUCCGCCGUUGCCGGAGGGAAGUUGCGAGAACAUCCCAUCGGGCUACGAGGCGGUGUCUCUGAUAGAAGCUUUAAAUGGACCCUAUACUCCACGAACUGCCAUCAUUGCGCCAGAAUCACCGGACACUCCCGAUACAGAUACGGCGAGUGCCAUUCAAGCCGCGGAGACCCUAAAUCGCUCGGCGGAACGUACCCCGGUCUCGAAACACAUAUCCGCGAAAGAAACUGAUAUAUCGGCUAGGACCAGCAGUACCGCUUGUCCGACCCCCGAAUUCCGUAUGUCCGUAUUGUUAUCCAGGGACGAGCACUCGGGUUCUCAAAAGGAGCUGCAUAAUCGAUCUCCAGCUAUGCGAACCAAAUCGGUACAUUCGCGCGAUAAAUCUGGUCUAAGAACGCGCGACACAUUGAGAUUGGUUAACGAGAAACAACCAGCUUCCUUAUACGAGGGACAGGGACAAGAUGAAGACAGCGAAGCGGAAAAGUUAUCGCCACUGUUAGAUGCGGCGACAAGUACCGAAGCUUUAGACGUACAUUCCCAUAGAAUAUGCGACAUUGACAUUGACGACGAGAUUCAAAAUACGGUAAACGAAAAUGAUACGGACACUACUUGUCACUCACACUAGAAAGCGGCCGAGAGUGUAUCCUUUCAGGAUGUUCAUUCAUAUUUUGUAAAGUAAUGUUUAUACGAAGUGUUUUAUUUCGUGUAAUUGUAACAAUUGUGCAUAUCAUUUAUUUAUUCAAGUGCUUUGAACUCCAACCGUACUAAAUUUCUCGCAAUCAUUAAAACGUAAUCUCUUAAAGUUAUACAUUUUAAUUAGCCCAACGUGGAUGCUUUCCAUUUACGUAAUUUUUAACGAGAGAAGAGAACGAAUAACAGAGGAAGAUACAAGUUAGCCGAAGACGAGGUGCAAUAUGAUAAAUGGAAAGCCAUUGUAAUUUAUGAAUAUAAAUAUAGAGAGGUACAAGUUGAUUAUAUAAUUUUAAUUAUAUUGUGUAGAUAUAUCUGUGUAUACACAAGCGUGCAACUACAUUCAGAACAAUAGAGUAUUUAUUUUUAUAAAACGAGAGAAAUUUAUAUAUAAUUUAACAAGUAGGAUUUUGUUUAGGUUUGUUUUUCCUUCUGUAUUCUAUCUUUCAAGGAACUGUAAAGGUGGUCGGAGUCGUGCGAAAGUAGAAAUGAAGAAUCGAAUUGUGUUAUCAAAUGGAAAGUAACCCUAAUCUCACAGUAUAAAAGGUGUUCUAUUCUACAAGUUAACUCUAGUAUAAAUAAGGUACGAAAAGAUUGUUUCUUAAUAAAUGGUCAUACUGUAAUUAUUAGAAUCUCGAGUAAAAUCACACGUAUGUAUGUACACUUUAUCAAAUUAUGAAGACUGGGACGGUACUUUGUAAAAAGAAAACAUUGUAAUAUUGCAUUUUUUUAGAAUUUAGAUAGUAAGAUGUAAUUAUCAAAUUUUUAUUUACACAUGCAAAUUGACAUUAGAUAAUAAAAGUGCUUCCAUUCGGCG
Wasmannia auropunctata (little fire ant) is the source of this 2888-nucleotide messenger RNA. It is a transcript of the gene Mrgn1, whose product is annotated as RING finger protein 157. The record is from RefSeq and is a predicted model, not a curated record. Gene Ontology annotation, biological process: protein ubiquitination. Gene Ontology annotation, molecular function: ubiquitin protein ligase activity. The coding region runs from base 333 to 2006 and encodes 557 amino acids. The transcript is spliced from 9 exons. Gene Ontology annotation, cellular component: cytoplasm. NCBI's taxonomy places the organism in Eukaryota, Metazoa, Arthropoda, Insecta, Hymenoptera, Formicidae.